UAUUCUUUCCCAGAUUUCUGAAAUAUUGUGACAGCCGAAAACUUUUCCAAUUUGUUUUCAUUUACUUUUUCCCCCUUCUUUCCUCUUUCUGCGGUUGCUUCUUCUUCACAUCUUCUCCACUCUACCUUUUUCCUUUCCCCUUCCCCCUUUUGUUUCACGGCGUUCUUUGAUUUCUCUAGUUAGCAGCGAAUCGUCUGAUCGAUUUCUCUGUCUCUCUCCGCCGCGACAUGAUCGACUUCGCUCGAGUUCAAAAGGAGCUCCAGGAAUGUACUAGAGACAUCGAAGCCUCCGGCAUCAAAGUUUCCCCUAAAUCCGACAGUCUGGCUCGCCUCACCGGCACAAUCCCUGGCCCUAUUGGCACUCCUUACGAAGGCGGCUCUUUCCAAAUUGACAUCUCCCUUCCAGAUGGCUACCCAUUCGAGCCUCCCAAAAUGAAGUUCGUUACCAAAGUCUGGCACCCAAAUAUUAGCAGUCAGAGUGGAGCUAUUUGCCUAGACAUCUUGAAAGAUCAAUGGAGUCCAGCUCUAACUUUAAAGACAGCUCUGCUUUCAGUCCAAGCACUGCUCUCUUCUCCUGAGCCUGAUGACCCUCAAGAUGCAGUUGUAGCACAGCAGUAUCUCAAGGAAUACCAGACCUUUGUUGGCACAGCUCGCUACUGGACUGAAACUUUUGCUAAGGCCUCCUCACUUGGAGUUGAGGAAAAGGUGCAGAAACUUGUUGAAAUGGGAUUCCCAGAAGCAUUGGUGAGGAGUACACUGGAUGCUGUUGGUGGGGAUGAGAACUUGGCUCUGGAAAGGCUUUGCUCUUGAAGACCAAGCUUGCAUAUCAUCGGGUGUUAACUUUUAAGUUAUCACCAAUAUCUGGGUAUGAAUAUCAUGUAUAUAGGCUGAUCUCUCUUAGUUUACUUUUGAAUCGUGAAAAGUUCGCAACCCUUUUGUGAUGGUCCAUCCAUUUAUUGGCAACUUUCUGCAAGGAUAAAGAUUGCCUGAACCAAUUGCGUGUUCUCUACCAGUUCUCAGAAUGAAUGAAUGAUUGGAAGGAGGAAACUUGAUAUGCUCGCAUCGUAUUUACUCUGUAUUCUGUUCCGCUAUGUCAUUAUCCAUU
Linum tenue is the source of this 1104-nucleotide messenger RNA. Lineage: Eukaryota; Viridiplantae; Streptophyta; Magnoliopsida; Malpighiales; Linaceae. The record is from the annotation of a GenBank genome assembly.